AUGACGGAGGAACAGCAGGCGCAGGAAGAUGCCGAUGCAGUUGAGCAGGCCGAGGGAGGAAUCAUCGCUGAUCAUGAGUCAGUGACCGAUGGGGGAUACGAAUCCGAUACGGUGUCGAGUGCUUCGACCUCGAUAUCAUCCAGUGUGAGAGACUUUUCAUUCGAAAAUGGCAGGCGCUACCACAAAUUCAGGGAAGGUCGCUAUAACUUCCCCAAUGACGAUAGCGAGCAGGAAAGGGAAGACAUGAAGCACAAAAUGCUCACCAUGCUGUGUCAGCAACUCCACUUUGCUCCCAUCGGAGACAGCCCGCACGAGAUCUUGGACAUAGGCACGGGAACAGGGGCGUGGGCCAUAGAAAUGGGUGAUGAAUUCCCAAGCGCCAAUAUCCUGGGCAUCGAUCUGUCCCCAAUCCAACCUGACUGGGUGCCACCAAAUGUACGCUUCAUGGUCGACGACGUGGAAAGCCCUUGGUUGCAUCCUCGGAAUCACUUCGACUAUAUCCACUCCAGACACACAGUCAUGGCAAUCAGAGACUGGGAAGCGCUGUUAAGGAGAUCCUACGAACACCUCAAGCCAGGCGGGUGGGUGGAACUCCAAGAGAUCUACCACUUCCCCAUGAGCGAAAACGACACAAUGGGCGCCGACCACCCCGUGUACGAAUACUGGAAGCACAUCGGCGACGGCCUCGCCGCCCUGGGCGUCCACUUUGAGUUUUCCGGCCACGGGCAGAUUGCCGACCUGAUGCGGCGGUGCGGAUACAUCAACGUAACGGAGCGUGUCUUUCACGUCCCCAUCGGCACGUGGCCCAAGAACCGGAAGCUCAAGAGUGUUGGUUUGUAUUGGAAGACGAUUUUAUUGGAUGGCGUGCAAGCCAUCGCUUUGGGACCCAUGAUGAGGGGGUUGAGGUGGCCUCGGGAACGGGUCGAGAUAUUUCUCGUGGCUGUGAGGAGGGCGUAUCAUGAUAAUUCUUGUUUGAUGUACAUGCCUCUGGUCUGUGUUUAUGGCCAGAAGCCACACCGGAAUCUUGUGCAUGAGAAUGGAGGAAUGAAUUAG
Molecule: messenger RNA, 1053 nt
Organism: Pseudomassariella vexata
Lineage: Eukaryota; Fungi; Ascomycota; Sordariomycetes; Amphisphaeriales; Pseudomassariaceae
Product: S-adenosyl-L-methionine-dependent methyltransferase
Exons: 3
Coding region: 1-1053 (350 amino acids)
Molecular function (GO): methyltransferase activity
Source: RefSeq, a predicted model, not a curated record